CUCCCGGGAGACCUGCUCUGACUCCCAAGCUAGGCAAGGACCCUUGAAUUCUCCGGAUUAUAGGAAAGUGAUCAUUAGGGCAGGAAACAGAAUCCUCCUAUCGCUAGCUUCAGCGCAGGGGAGUCCAGCGCAAAGAUCACUGAUUAGGGAGUCAGGAGCCGCGUCAGUCAGACUGUGCCAAUUCCCAGCUGUGCGACCCCGACUCUGCCUCUUAAGAGUUUGGUUCCUCAUCUGUAGAGUUGCUGUGGAGAGUUCAUAAGAAGAGGCUCUGUGUGUGGCUUUGUAAGUUGUCAGGCAGCUUACCGAAGUGGGGAGUGAAUUUGGGACAGAUGAAACUGAAGACCAAAUUAACUUCUUGGAACUCACAGAAUAAUUGGUAGAGCCGGACAAGAAUCCAACCCCUUAACUGCAGAGACCAGAGAUCUUUCUAUUACAGUCUUGGAAAAGGAUCCUCAGAUCUUUGCAAAUUAACUUGUGGAAAAAAUGCCUAAAGUCAAAAGAAGCCGGAAAGCUCCCCCAGAUGGCUGGGAGUUGAUCGAGCCAACACUGGAUGAAUUAGAUCAAAAGAUGAGAGAAGCUGAAACAGAACCUCAUGAGGGAAAGAGGAAGGUGGAAUCGCUGUGGCCCAUCUUCAGGAUCCACCACCAGAAAACCCGCUAUAUCUUUGACCUCUUUUACAAGCGGAAAGCCAUAAGCAGAGAACUAUAUGAAUAUUGUAUUAAAGAAGGCUAUGCAGACAAAAACCUGAUCGCAAAAUGGAAAAAGCAGGGUUAUGAGAAUUUGUGCUGCCUGCGCUGCAUUCAGACACGGGACACCAAUUUUGGGACAAAUUGCAUUUGCCGGGUUCCCAAAAGCAAGCUGGAAGUGGGCCGCAUCAUCGAGUGCACACACUGUGGCUGCCGUGGCUGCUCUGGCUGAGGUCCUUGGGCACUGACCCCUCGACCCUGGACUUCAGACUUCACAGGUUUCUGCCUAUUGUGCCACCCCCUUUCCUGGGAGCAGCUCUUCUUGCAGAGCAGUGCCCUGGGCCCGAGUUAGAGCAUGGUCUCUACAGGUGAAGGCUUCAGUGUUCAUCAGGUGUGAUUUGUAAAAAUAAAACCUUUAAACCUCUAAA
Molecule: messenger RNA, 1114 nt
Organism: Galeopterus variegatus (Sunda flying lemur)
Lineage: Eukaryota; Metazoa; Chordata; Mammalia; Dermoptera; Cynocephalidae
Gene: BUD31
Product: BUD31 homolog (S. cerevisiae)
Exons: 6
Coding region: 484-918 (144 amino acids)
Biological process (GO): mRNA splicing, via spliceosome
Cellular component (GO): spliceosomal complex; nucleus
Source: RefSeq, a predicted model, not a curated record